Messenger RNA from Sphaerulina musiva SO2202, 2366 nucleotides. RefSeq names its product RA-domain-containing protein. NCBI's taxonomy places the organism in Eukaryota, Fungi, Ascomycota, Dothideomycetes, Mycosphaerellales, Mycosphaerellaceae. Bases 1 to 1524 code for a protein of 507 amino acids. Gene Ontology annotation, biological process: signal transduction. Gene Ontology annotation, molecular function: protein binding. The transcript is spliced from 5 exons. The record is from RefSeq and is a predicted model, not a curated record.
AUGGACAAGUACACGCGACAGGCGGGCGAUAGCGCGUACGAUAGCGAUGCGGAGGCCGACGAUGAAUUUGAGCGUUCCGUCUUCACUUCGCCAACAUUAUGCACCACCUAUGACGACCAGAGUGACCACCCUUCAGACUCCGAGGACGAUCAUUCCGUGCUGGACGGCGACGACACACCGACCACGCAAGGUUGGGCCGACAGAGAGGGCAGAAGUCCGACAGGCAAAAUCACGCAAUGGACGGAGGAGGAGGUUGCAGACUAUGUGGCUGCCUUGUCUCCGGCACUGAAGCAGUACGGCCAGCGCUUCGUGGAGGAAGGGGUGAACGGCGAGGCACUGAUAGCACUGGGGCACGAUGAACUCCGGGAGCUGGGCAUUGUGAGCGUGGGCCACAGACUCACAAUAUUGAAGGCAGUGUAUGAGCAGAAGAUGCGCGCCGGGGUGAAGAUCGAAGAAGGAGACUACAUACCUCUGUCGGCCGAAGGCGAGAAGGGCGAGAUGACCGCUACCCAGGACGAUAUUGCUCGCAUCAUAGAGUCACUGCGGCAACGAGACCUGCGAAUCCAGUCGGCAGAAAUGGAACUGAAGGGCAUGAGAGACUACUUGGACAGGAUAUCGGACGAAAAUAGGAAAUUGAGGGAAGAGACGCUGCCGAUCAUGAGAUUGGUGAAGGACCAGAGGACACCACUGCCUGAUCCGUCUGGAGGCACGAUACCCUCCCCACGCGAGACGGAUCCUACAAACAGAUUAAUGGAGCAAAUUCAGAACAAGGGCAGCUCGCUCAGUCGGAAGUUCUCCACGAAGAAGCUAUUUUUGAACAAGGACGGUCCGAGGCAGAAUUCGCCUACUCAUGGCACAACGCCUCAAGGUCGAGAGAUAAGAGACGAUGGCGGAAGUCAUCUCGAAGCAUCAGCUGCGGCUAUGGCCGCCAGUAGCCACCUUACAGCAAGCAUGGCAAGUCAGACCAGCCCGAACAGCGUGCAUGGUCACCAACUCAGUCCGACAAGCCCUGCCUAUAGCACACACGUGCCUCCUAACAACGACGCUUCGUACGUCAAUAAUCACUACAGUCAAGCCAGCACACUUGCAGAAGAGCCCCCGAGAAGUGCACGACAGCAGCAAGACCGAUCACGAAGACAAGCGCCAACCCCUAGCCCCCGAGAUGAGGCAACACCAGAGCCCGGCAAGGAUAGAGACAACCCGCAGGUGGAGAUAUUCAAAAGCUUCCGCGUUAGCAUUGAGGAUCCUUGUCGCGUCGUGCUACCAGUUGCUUUGAAACGCUACAAUAUCACGGACGACUGGCGGCAAUACGCGCUCUACAUUGUACAUGGCGACCAAGAGCGGUGUCUGGGUCUCGAAGAGAAACCUCUCCUACUGUUCAAGCAAUUGGACAAAGAGGGGCGAAAACCAAUGUUCAUGUUGCGAAGACAUGCUUCGCCACAAGAAGGCUGGAGCAACACUUCUGGAGUUGGCGCGCCCGCUCACGCACAAGAACCCAAGCAAGUACCUGGUGGUGUGUUGUGAUUGGUCACGCUGCUCACGAUGAUCUCGAGAUGAAAUAGCGUACAUGGCGGAAGACAGUGCGUGAUAAGUCCGCACUUGUAGGACAUGCAACAUGGCAGCACCGGCUGCACAGUAUUGAUGUGAGACAUACUACGACGAUUCACGAUACCAUCUCUGCGAGCUGAUUGUCCUUUGCCAUAAUGGUAAUGGCGAUAUUUCUGCCAUAUUGAGUCAUAUCGUCUUUCGUCACUCUACUUCUGGCACAGCUGGUUGCCGUAGGGUAGACAUAGUACCUGAGCAUUUAAGAAUGCUCGGCCGCCAGCAAACAAAUCUUCUUCUCCUGACUCAUUCAUAAGUCGCCAGUACCCACACAGCAGUAGUGUUUUCAUUCUUCUGCAAAACCUAGGAGGUAUGUGCACACGGUCAUCUCACGCCGCUGCUGAAACGACCGUGUCAACCACACAUCGAAAUGCAUCCAUUUCCUCGUCUACGGAACCUCCUCCCGCUGCCGUAGAUAGAUUGAUGCUGCUGCCCACAUAGCAAGGUUUCUUCAGCCGGCGUGUCAACACUUUGGCCAUGCGAGUUGUAAAGUCCAGCGAUGAAGGCGCAGUGUAUAAUGCUGUGCUCAUGGGCUGUGUUGGGUUGUAUCGAUCUGGCAGAGCGUAUACAAAACUGCCCAUGGAUACCGCGCCGGGUCCAGUUUCUGAACUUGUACUUGUGAGGAAGAGCAUGAUGCAGUUUGCGAGGAUGGUGAGAUGCACGUUGAGCCUGAGACCAGGGCUGUGAGGAAGGUCGAUUGCUAAUUCGAGAGCUUUGUUGCUGGACUCGAGGCCAUUGACCACAGGCGGCUUGCUUGCAUCUGC